Molecule: messenger RNA, 1215 nt
Organism: Brassica napus (rape)
Lineage: Eukaryota; Viridiplantae; Streptophyta; Magnoliopsida; Brassicales; Brassicaceae
Exons: 1
Coding region: 242-913 (223 amino acids)
Source: RefSeq, a predicted model, not a curated record
UGCGGGUUAUCAACUAGCGGUUAUUAUAACAACUAAGAUACCAUGAUUAUAUUAAUUAAUCAUAAAUAAUACAAACUAAACCUUUAUUACAACAUCCUAACCUUCGUACUAUGAACGAAUUUAACGAGUUGAAAAUCGAACCGGAGUGCGGACCGUUUUUAAAUGAGCCAAAAAAUUAAAUAGUACACGUAUAAUAAUGUGUUAGAUGUAAUAUGAAACCAAAUAGCAACUUUUUAGUCAUAUGAAAAAGAACCAUGCAACGGCGGCGAGAACGGAUCCGGAGACAGAGAUCUCCAUCGAUGAGGCUCUUCCCGUCGGAGCUGAAGCUUCGGGGCCUUCGCUGGCGGGUCCUUCAUCAGCGGACGAUGAAGGAGACAUGUUCGGAGUGGGAGAUGGCGGAGAUGAGGCGGAAGGCGAGUCAGAUGAGCUAGUGGGACCUUCGGAGCUAUCGCCAGAGCUUGAGUCGGGGCUUGAAGCCGGAGUUUUGGUCGAGGACGAUGUCGGAGGCUUUGCAUUGGCUCCACCACCUGAAGAUGGGGAAGCGCUAGGAGUAGCGGUUGAGUUCUUCUUGGCGUUGGUCGGAGCAGAAGCAGUAGGCGGCGAGGUCGGAGCCGAGGCGGUUGAUUUUUGCGGUGAUGCGGCGGGAGAUUUUGGCGAUGAUGCAGCGGCGGGAGAUUUUGGGGAUGGUGCAGCGGUUGCUUUUGGCGUUGAUGCGGGGGUGGAUUUUGGCGAUGCUGCAGCGGCGGGAGAAGGAGAUGUUGAGCUUUUGUCGCCGUUAGCUUUAGGCGCUCCCGCUGGCUUUGGAGGAUCGGCAGCGAAGACGGCUGUAAUGGCCAAGGCGGCGACGGCGAGAGGUAGGAGCUUAAGAGUCAUUAUGUAUGUAAGACUUUUUUUGAAUGCAGUAAUUAAUUAAUUUAAUUUCUUAUUAUUUUUGUGACCUGCGUGGUUUUAUAGUGAAUGUGAAAGAGAUUUUAAAGCGAAGAAAAGAGUUAUUUUGGAGAAAUGAACGAAGAAGUAAGUUUUUAAUUUAUAGGAAUUUUACAGAUUUGACCGUAGUUAUGAUUGACCGGGUCCAUCGGAAAUUGUCUUAAAAAUUUAAUGGUUUCACCUUUUGUUAGUAAAAGAGAGAACAUGUGGUGAUGGUAAUUUCAACUUUCAAAAGACAAUAUAGAGAACACUUGACUAGUGUAAUACUCAUGAAUUGUAGUGAAACUG